This is a messenger RNA of Suillus discolor, 153 nucleotides long. RefSeq lists its product as uncharacterized. The record is from RefSeq and is a predicted model, not a curated record. NCBI's taxonomy places the organism in Eukaryota, Fungi, Basidiomycota, Agaricomycetes, Boletales, Suillaceae. The transcript has a single exon. The annotation marks the transcript as partial.
AUCGCACCUGUUGCUCCUGAAGAUCUAUAUCAUUUUAAAGGCCCUCAGCCAGUUCAUAACCACUUCCUUAAGGGCCUCCUAUCUCAUGAUAGUGUCAUAGCUUUUUAUAUCACUGUCUCUAGUGACUUUACUAAUAAGACACCUGUUUUUUGA